Molecule: messenger RNA, 2392 nt
Organism: Synchiropus splendidus (mandarinfish)
Lineage: Eukaryota; Metazoa; Chordata; Actinopteri; Syngnathiformes; Callionymidae
Product: trace amine-associated receptor 9-like
Exons: 3
Coding region: 177-1319 (380 amino acids)
Biological process (GO): chemical synaptic transmission; G protein-coupled receptor signaling pathway, coupled to cyclic nucleotide second messenger
Cellular component (GO): dendrite; membrane
Molecular function (GO): G protein-coupled serotonin receptor activity; neurotransmitter receptor activity
Source: RefSeq, a predicted model, not a curated record
UUUAUGUUCCGAUGCUGCUUCUGUACCAACACCAGGAGUAAGUGGAUUUACAGGGUCUGACUACAUGACUCCCAUCUCCCUCCUUUACUCAGCACACAGUGGCAGCUCCAGAUCAUUCCCUUGAGAUGGUUUCCUGAGCAGCUUCAGCGCUGAUCACCGAGAAACAGUUCCGGGUCAUGACUGCGCUUCCCUCCAACGCCAACGUUUCCUUGAGCUGGGCACUUCAGCUGGCGGCCACAGGCUUCCCGCACAACCUGUCGUCCCAACAUGCGCGGUCCCUGCCGCCGCUGUGCACGGAAUGCUGCUGUGGGUUUCUCAAUCGGAUGUUGGCGGUGGCUUUCAUGGUCGUCCUGGCUUUUGCCAUCGUGGUGGGAAAUGUUGUCACCCUCACCGUGUUCGUGCAGACAAGGCAGUCCAGGACGCCGCAGGGCUACCUCAAAGUGUCCCUGGCUGCGGCAGACAUGAUGGUUGGUGUCCUGGUCGUUCCCUUCUCUGUCUUCACUGAGGUCUCCAUGAUGGUGAAUGGCACCCCUCCAAACUGGUACCAGGGCGGAUCUACCUCCCCGUUCCCAUUAACCUCAGCAGAGAGUCCCUGGCAGCCGUGUAUGCUGAUCGGACCGGUGUUUGCCGGAUGCACCUUUGUUUCCAUCAGCACCAUUUUCCUCAUGACUGUGGAGCGGAGCAUCGCCAUCCUGCGGCCGCUGCACAAGGACACCUUGGUGACCAGAAGGCGGACCUUGAUUCUCAUCGUCCUGUCCUGGACUUCUAGCUUCCUGCUGGCACUCUCACCCCUCAUCUUCAGCACCAAUUUCACCCUGGAGUACAAUGAAUGCAGCCGCAUGUGCAACUACACACCACUGCUGUUCGGCGGCCAGUUGCCACCAGACGCCUACAUUUUGUUAUUAUUCCCCACAUUUGACUUCGUACUCCUGGGAGGCACGUUAGGGGUAAACAUUUUGUCCUUCACUAGCAUCAGGCGCUAUUCUCAGAAGCGCAAACUCCUCUCAGAGGGAAGUCUGAGCGAUGGAGGAGCGGGAGGUUGCGCUCACAGACCCUCGUUUUCGGACAUCAAAGCCGCGAAGACCAUCGGGAUAUUGACCUUUGCCUUCACGGCGUCCUUCUCCCCUAUUGCCGUGUUUGUGCUGGGAAACGUGGUGGGAUACACCUGGUGCAACUUCUCCUUUGUUGCCUUCUGGAUUCUAACCGGAAACAGCUGCUGUAACGUGAUCAUCUACAGCGUCCGGGACCAUCGCUUCAGGAAAGGGGUGAGUCUGCUCUUUCAGAGGGAACAGUCUCCCCCGCAGAGUGACAAGCCCUGAGCCACAUAGUCAACUGCCGUCUGUCCGCAGAGCUUGUGCACACGCCUCCGUUUCAGGGACCAAUGGUGCUGCCAGCCAGUGAUGGACCCCUCAUGGAACAUUCUAACCAACACACAGAGACCCAAUACUUGAGUUUCAACAUUGAUUCGAAUAUCUGGAACAUUUAAAGUGGUCGCUUUACUAUAGUAUUUUACUGAGGCUGCUUUUCAAGGCCGCCUUCUCUCACCGAAGCUUUCAAAUGGACAAAACAAUAUUUCAUUAUUUGGCACGUAUUUCCUCUUAAACAUCUCUCCGCCAGUAGCAAGCAGCUACAGUGAAAUAUUUUACGCAUGUUGUGUGAGAAAGAGGGAAAUAGAAGCCAACAUGAGACCAACCAUUCCUUUUUUUUUUUUUUAAAUUAAGCGAAGAAGUGUUAUUCAAACCCCACCGGUGGUCAUAUUUAAUUGAAGAUGGAGGUGCUGCCCUCCUGGCUCAGGUUGCAGCAGCUGCUGUGAGGACGGUGAACUCUCUGGCUUCUGAACCUCUCAGUAUUAAAUUCACUUGACGUUAUUAUGGGCUUAACAUUUUCCAUAAAUCAUAUAUAUAUAUAUAUAUAUAUAUAUAUAUAUAUAUAUGAGGUGUAUAGUAAUAACACAAACAGCACCAGUGGUUAAGAACACUAUGAAACAGAGCACAGAGGCAGGUUUUCCACUGCUGUGAUGAGCAGAGAGUGAUGGACUGCUUGACUGAAACACUCAGGACGACACAGACCGACAAAAUGUGAGUUCCAUUUAAACGUUCAGGGACGUUCAAUUUCAACCGCUCAAUGGUGUCAGCAUGAUUUUUUUCCCAACCAGCCUGAGAAAUCAGGUGCAUUUGUUUUCUUAAACAGCGAUAUGUUGCUUUUAAAGAAUGAAUUGUUGAACAAGUGACAGUGACAUUGAAAUGAAGACUUUAAAAAAGUUGCAGUGUGAUAUAUAUUUUUUUGCCUUUUGAAAUUAAUGUGCUCAAAUGUUACUGAACUGAAAAGAAAAUAAUGUCUGUGUAAUGCUGUCACUACAGAGUGGUGUUCAUUUGAAAGAAGAAUAUGCGAA